Molecule: messenger RNA, 5794 nt
Organism: Carassius auratus (goldfish)
Lineage: Eukaryota; Metazoa; Chordata; Actinopteri; Cypriniformes; Cyprinidae
Gene: srgap2
Product: SLIT-ROBO Rho GTPase activating protein 2
Exons: 23
Coding region: 497-3811 (1104 amino acids)
Biological process (GO): signal transduction
Molecular function (GO): protein binding
Source: RefSeq, a predicted model, not a curated record
UUGUUCUUUCUCUUCCAUGAAAAGAGGCGGGGUUUGAGUUUGGGAAAAUUCAGAGAAAAAGCGUAACUAGUCAGGAGGGAGAAAUCUGGUAUAUCAAACUCGAUUUUAAACAUGGAAAUCGUCUUUUAAGUGUGAUGCUGGGAAGUCUAAUUCAUGCCUUCAUCAUCCUGCCCCGAGAAGACUCUAGCCUCUCUCUCUCUCUCACACAUCUGACCGCUGGAGGAAGGCGCAAACUUUGGAAGGCGCUGCGUCUUGUCGCUCGUGUCCAGUGUGAGUGAACGGUGCGAUGAAACUAUUCUUUUUUGGCUUCACUCCUCGCGUGCUGUCACGGACAUAUUCCACCUAGGAAGCCAACGGCAGCUCCAGCUAAUAAUGCGGCGUGAUUGAUCAUCGGUAGGAGACAAUACCCAUCCACUCUUUUGGAUAUCUGUGGACGAAGAGGCGUUUGUUCCGCGGUGUUUCUCGCUGUGACAGGACUUACUUCUUUUAGAUCAGUAUGACGUCUCCGGCUAAAUUCCGAAAGGACAAGGAGAUUAUAGCCGAAUAUGAAACGCAAGUCAAAGAGAUCCGAGCCCAGUUGGUGGAGCAGCUUAAGUGUUUGGACCAGCAAUGUGAGCUCCGUGUGCAGCUCCUGCAGGACCUGCAGGACUUCUUCCGCAAGAAGGCGGAGAUCGAGAUGGACUACUCACGCAACCUGGAGAAACUAGCCGAGAGGUUCCUGGCCAAAACGCGUUACACAAAGGACCCUCAAUUCAAAAAAGAGCAGAAUGUCUUGUCUCCAGUCAACUGCUGGAACCUUCUCUUGUCUCAGGUGAAGAGAGAGAGUCGAGACCACGCCACACUCAGCGAUCUCUACCUCAACAACAUCAUCCCACGCUUCGCCCAGGUCAGCGAGGACUCAGGACGCCUCUUCAAAAAGAGUAAAGAAGUGGGCCUCCAGCUGCAGGAGGAUCUGAUGAAGGUCCUCAAUGAGUUGUACACGGUGAUGAAGACCUAUCACAUGUACAACAUGGACAGCAUCAACGCCGAAAGCAAGCUGAAGGAGGCAGAAAAGCAGGAGGAGAAACAGAUGAGCCGCAGCGUCCGACACGAGGACAGGCAGACCCCUCGCUCGCCCGACUCCCUGACAAACAUCAAGAUAGAGGAGAAACACGUACGCCGCAGCUCUGUCAAGAAGAUCGAGAAAAUGAAGGAGAAGCGGCAAGCAAAAUACACUGAGAACAAGCUGAAAGCCAUCAAGGCCAGGAAUGAGUAUCUUCUGGCUCUGGAGGCCACCAACAGCUGUGUCUUCAAAUACUACAUCCAUGAUCUGUCUGACCUCAUAGAUUGCUGUGACCUGGGCUACCAUGCCAGCCUGAACCGUGCACUGCGUACCUACCUCUCGGCCGAGUUUAACGUGGAGACUUCCAAGCACUGUGGUCUGGAGACCAUCGAGAACGCUGCUGAGAACCUAGAGGCCAACGCAGACAAACAAAGGCUCAUGGAGACCUACAACAACGUCUUCUGCCCUCCGAUGCGAUUCGAUUUCCAGUCUCACAUGGGUGAUAUGGUGAGCCAUAUGUGUGCCCAGCUGCCCGUGCAGGGAGAGCUGAUCCAGAGAUGCCAGCAGCUACAGUCUCGCCUGUCAACACUGAAAAUAGAGAAUGAAGAGGUGAAGAAGACGAUGGAGGCCACUCUGCAGACCAUCCAGGACAUGGUGACCAUUGAGGACUUUGAUGUGACUGACUGCUUCCACCACAGUAACUCAAUGGAGUCGGUCAAGUCCACUGUCUCUGAAUCUUUCAUGAGCAAACCCAGCCUGGCCAAGAGACGAGCCAACCAGCAGGAGACGGAGCAGUUCUACUUCGCGAAACUGAAGGAAUUUCUGGAGGGCAGGAACCUCAUCACCAAACUACAGGCUAAACAUGACCUGAUCCAAAAGACUUUGGGAGAAAGUCAGAAGACCGACUACUGCCUUGCCAGCGGACGGAGGAACUCCACUGUUCAGAAACAGGAGUCCUGCCAAAUCAUUCCCCUGAUGGUGGAGAGUUGUAUUCGCUUCAUCAGUCGACACGGUCUCCAUCACGAGGGGAUAUUCAGGGUGUCUGGCUCUCAGGUGGAAGUCAAUGAUAUUAAGAACGCUUUUGAAAGAGGUGAGGACCCGCUGGCUGGGGACCAGAAUGAUCACGAUAUGGACUCCAUCGCUGGAGUGUUAAAGCUCUACUUCAGAGGCCUGGAGAAAGCACUCUUUCCUAAGGAAGUCUUCCAUGACCUAAUGUCCUGUGUCUCCAUGGAGAACCUCCAGGACAGAGCUGUCCACAUCCGCAAAGUCCUGCUGUCUCUACCCAGCAGCACCCUGGUUAUCAUGAGAUACCUGUUCGCUUUCCUCAACCACCUGUCCCAGUACAGUGACGACAACAUGAUGGACCCUUACAACCUAGCUAUCUGCUUCGGCCCCACACUCAUGUCUGUGCCCGAGGGCCACGACCAAGUCUCCUGCCAGGCACAUGUGAACGAGCUCAUCAAAACCAUCAUUAUCCAUCAUGAGUGCAUCUUUCCAGGGCCCCGUGAGCUGGAGGGGCCCAUCUAUGAGCGUGGAGGAGCCGCUGAGGAAUACUGUGAUAAUCCACACAUUGAGCCCCCCCUAGUGGCUGAACCUGCACCUGACACCGCGUCUGUAAUCCGCAACAGUGAUGAUGUAAAGUCAGGGUCAUUGAACGUUUCAGAGUCUGAUCCCAUUGAGGCCGUCGCACGUUUUGACUACUCUGGACGCACCGCCCGUGAGCUUUCCUUCAAGAAGGGGGCGUCUUUGCUGCUGUACCACCGUGCAUCUGAGGAUUGGUGGGAGGGUCGGCACAGCGGCACUGAUGGACUGGUGCCGCACCAGUACAUAAACAUGCCAGACAUGCCGGAUGGAUAUACAGGCAGAGGAAGUCCCAAAGCUGACCUAGAGGCUUCCCAUGAUGCUGUGGAAGAGAAGGUGUCCACCAGAGCCAGUGCUGACUCACCCACCGGAGGUCACGUAGCUGAUAUCUACCUAGCUAACCUCAACAAGAUGAGAAAACGGCCCGAAGCGACCAGCAUCCGUAGAACAAUCCGGCCUGUGGACGGACAAGGUGAGGGCUCAUCCGGAGCAACAGGGGGUUUAAAGACCUCCUCUAUGCCGGCAGGUGGAUAUGCAAAGGAGGGCACAGACAAGCGGCCGGUCAGUGCUCAUAGUGUCCUAAACUCCAUCACUCGACACUCCUCUCUAAAGACUAAGGUAGAAGGUCCUCAGCUCCGCAAGUCCACACCUGCAGGACGAUCAAAGAGUUUCAGCAACCACAGACCACUGGAGCCGGAGGUCAUCGCUCAGGUGGAGCACAGCUCUCAGGACAUUGAGGCGACUAUGAACACGGCUCUAAGUGAGCUGCGAGAGCUGGAGAGGCAGAGCAACGUCAAACACACUCCUGACGUGGUGCUUGACACUCUAGAGCAGCUGAAAAGCGGCGGGGCGUCUGAACCCUCCAGCCCGCUUCAUUCCCGCCUGCUCCGUGAGGCCGACUCCUCCCAGCAUCCUCUGCAGCGCAGCGCCAGUUCAGCCAGCGACAUGCCCUCCACCUUCCGGCCCGGCAAGAGCUCGGGUCCCAAGAGCCCUCUGUCUACCACAGGUCUGUCGGCUUCCGGCUCCACCUUCAGAGAUAACAAACCCCCAGCCACCAAACCCAAGCCUGUGGUGUUCCCGAAGAGCAGUUCGGCCGGGGGCAGUCCGGCGAUGGGAUCCCCGACCACCACCAUACCGCCAACACCACCACCCCCUCCACCACCCACCGACAAGUCCUGCCCGGUCUGAGGGUUUACAGCCUCGAUCCGUGAUCCAUCUUAGGAAUUCCAAGUGCAACCUCUAACAAUUUUAACGGAAAACGGCGGACAACUUAACAGACCUACAGUAAACUGAUAUUGGAUGCUUGCGUGAGUGAGCACGAGUUUGUGUGUGUGUGUGUGUGGAAUUCAUAAACACUUGUGGAAAUAUUGGAGUGUUUUUAAAACACUGUUUUAGUUUGGAUUGAGACCUGGACAUCCCUAAUCAUUCCUCUCUAAUCCCAAAAUUAGUGCUUUGGAGUUUUCCCGCCUGUGUAUAGACUGAUUUUAUAGGAAAGGGGUCAAACUUUGGGGAUGAUGGAGCAGUGGACACUUCCUCUCUUCCCCUCAGACUUUAGUGCUGGUGCAGCUUGAAGCAGGUUACAGACGGCACAGCAUCGUAGUGAAUAGAAACACAUUUUCCUGAUAUGAAUUUGCCACUCCUUAUCACACAACAGCAUUGCAACCUGAUCACAAAUCUGUCUUUUUCUACAGAUUCUACAAUAAUCAGUAGUUACAGUUCACAUCACCCACAUUGGCUCAGUCUCUGCAUCUCUUUUUACUAAUCUUGCCAUCAACAGGCAACUAAACACUCCAAAUACAGGAAUGGGAACAUCUCUGCAUGAGGAUUCAUGAUACAAGAGAGUUGCAUGGCAAAUAUGGAUUAAUUUCCAUACACAUCAGAAGCACUUCUGGAAAUCUGAACUGUCAUUUUAUUCUACUAUUAUAUCAGCAGGCACAUAAAAAGAGGGUGUUGUUUUGUAAAAAUCUAAUAAUCAUGAUUAUAACUGGAAAAAAGUAUCUAAAAUUGAGGAAUGUCAUGCAAGCGCAUUAUUUCUUCAUGGCCCAUGUAUAAAUCAAAGCAGAUUAAAUAAAAAAAUCCUUUUAUUUAAUGUUUUUCCCCUAGGUCAUUACUCACCUUUGGGUCUGUAUCAUGGUAUCUAUGUAUUAGUUUGUGUGUUUUUGUACAGUGUGUAGAUUCUUUUAGAGAUUUAAGGCUUUACAAUGCAAAAAAAAGGGAAAGACUUCAAACAUGGGACACAUGCAGAAACGUAGCUUGCUUGCCACCGUUUUUCCAACUCCGAAAGGAUAAGUGUGCAGAAAGUCUCUUUAAAGACUGACAAUCUUCAUCACACGGUCGGCCUGAUUAUGCCUUUGACAGAAUGGAUCAGACAAGUCUGUAUUUUCCUAAGCGAGGCCUUAUUAUCCUAGAAGAAUGAGUUGUGGUGGUUUGCAAAAGUAGCCUGCUUCACUUUGAAGCAUUACAAGCCCUGAACAGUCUAACAUGCUGUUACUCUGCGACUGUGACUCCUGGAAAAUACCUACGGACAGACUGAGAUGUUUACAACCAAGGACAUUUUUUUUCUCUCCCCCAAAUAACAUUGAAUUUUUGAGGACAAGCCUUUUCCUAACGUGUCAUUUUCCGAAUGUGUUGUCGUGUCCUGAAAAAGUCUUCACAGGUUUGUUCACGUGUUAAUGAUUGGACGUUUUCUGUGUGUUGUUCCUGAUACCUCAUAAAGGCAACUGGAAACUGUCUUAUUGGAGUUGUUUUGUGAGUUGGACUUUUUUAAUGCAAAUGACAGCAGGAAACUCAUGGUGUGUGUUUAAUGUGUAACGUUAUAGUAUGCUGUUGGCCGAGGCCUCUGUUUACACACAUACUGUUCUCUUUCAUUGUGUAAAUUGAAAUCAAUCAUUAUACACUUGAAUCUGGUUGUGUGUUUGUGAACAAAUUAAGUGAGGGUGAUUUUCUUUCUUUUUUUGUAAUCAUAACUAUUGUUAAUGUAAUUCCUGUCCAGUUGAAACAAGACUGUAAAAUGAAACGUCUUGGCAGAUAUAUUUAUAGUUGUCCAUUCAGAUAUCUGUUACCUGAGAAACCUGUGUUCAGAUGUACUUUGUAUAUACAAUAGUGUACAUUACAGAGGUACAUUCUUUUCCUUCUUCAUUUUUUUUUUUUUUUUUUUGGUACAAUAUUGUA